AGGUCAUUUCUCCUCAAGUAUGGAAGCUAUGGACAUGAAACUUCAAUGGAUGAUAGAUCUAAUUAAGAAAAAGUGCAGUGCACAAGAACCGAUAUUGAUAGAGUACUAUGAUGGCACAUCAACUUCAGUUAGAGAAGGAAAAAUACAGACAGUGGGUAAAGGCUGGUUUAGGACUUGGAUAUUUAAAGGAGGGACUGGUACCAUUCUGUAAUGACAUAGCUGACCAACAACAUAAGGAUAUCUUACAAAUCAUUCGUUCUACAAAAUCACUACCAUCAACUGUGACGUGUGGGGGUUGUCAAGUUGAAACUCUCAAACCAGACCAUAAGCCAGUAGGGAGUGCUAAAAACAGAGUUUGUCCUCUUGGACAAGUUAAAUGCAGCUGUUGCUUCAAGGGCAAAAUUGCUUGUCCGAACAACAUAUGUGGCGCCAUCUAUGACUAUAUUGUGCAGCAUCAUUCAUCCUCACCACCUGCACCUAACUGGAAAAGCACCGAUGCUCAACAGUGGUCAACAGACCCUUGGAGCAUUUGUAAGUGUUUUAUAAAUGCUCCAGGGUACGAGCAGAAACAAUCUGCUGGGAAAACUGAUUGCACUGGGUUAUUACAUCUAAUGAUAAAUAACCAGUAUUUUCAUAGCCACAUUGGAUGCAAUGUCACAGGAACAAACAAUCUUUUUUCAAAGGUACGUCAGUAUAGAAAUAAUAUUUUCCACUCAAGCAGCAUGGAAUUAGAAGAAAGAGAGGCCAAUUCAUAUAUUGACGAUAUGGUAGCAGUUUUACAAGAUGGUAAAGAGCUAUUACAACAACCAGAUGCCCAGAUAGCAGUGAAAAAACUUCAAGAUCUGAAGAAGACAGACUUCAUUAUUAGUACUGAAAGCUUUGAAGAGAUUCUAAGGCAAAUCAAAGAAGAAAUGGGAAAAGUUUUAAAAUCAACAGAAAAUUUUGCAACUCAAUAUGAUGAUCUGAAGAAAAAGCUAUUAGAACUUGAAACCAAGAUGUCUGACCAAAAGAAGGGAAAACUGGAAAAUAAAAAAGAACUUGAAGAACUAAAGAAAACAAUUACAGAAGAAAAGAAAGAAAAACUUGAGAUGGAAAUUGAGCAAGCGAAAUUGAAAGAGAAACUUACUGUUCUAGAGACACUUGUUUCAGAACAGAAAGAGGAGAUGGCAAAAAUUAAGACACAAACUUCUUCAGAUCAAAGUCAGACAGAGUAUGAGCAAACCAAGUUAGGUAAGUUAAUAUUUGUUUUGAUGGUGUACAUACAAGUGUAUUGA
Messenger RNA from Ruditapes philippinarum (Manila clam), 1274 nucleotides. RefSeq lists its product as uncharacterized. Bases 108 to 1274 code for a protein of 388 amino acids. The record is from RefSeq and is a predicted model, not a curated record. The transcript has 5 exons. Lineage: Eukaryota; Metazoa; Mollusca; Bivalvia; Venerida; Veneridae.